Messenger RNA from Nicrophorus vespilloides, 2096 nucleotides. RefSeq lists its product as uncharacterized. Gene Ontology annotation, cellular component: plasma membrane. NCBI's taxonomy places the organism in Eukaryota, Metazoa, Arthropoda, Insecta, Coleoptera, Silphidae. Gene Ontology annotation, molecular function: long-chain-alcohol O-fatty-acyltransferase activity; diacylglycerol O-acyltransferase activity. Gene Ontology annotation, biological process: triglyceride biosynthetic process. The transcript has 5 exons. Bases 433 to 2010 code for a protein of 525 amino acids. The record is from RefSeq and is a predicted model, not a curated record.
GUGACUUUGCUUGAGUCCAGCAGCAGUUGCGUGAAUCGGUGGCAUUCGACAAGUGCGCGUCUCGCGUACAAUUUCUGGUUUGCAAGUAAACCAAACACCCUUUCAUUGUUUACUUCAAUUUAUAUAUUUUUUAUGCAAAUCAUCUAUUAUUUAAUAAACCCAAGUUGCUGUUUGUUUGUUGCAACAAAUGUCGACAAUUUUUUUUAAAAGGAUUCUUGUGUUCCGCGCGGAUUAUCGUACGAUACGAUAAAUAAAAAUAAAGUCCGUUCUUGAAACUUGCUUAAAGGAUAACAAAAAAUAACCGUGUACUAAUGAUGUUACAGUAAUUGAAAAAAAAAUACGAAUAAAUAACGCGUUCGAAUCAAGGGAAAACGCAAAUGCAAUCGAAGUUAUAGCCAGCGACGAAGUGAUCUACAACGGCUGAGAGAUAUCAUGGAGGUGCUGCACAUGCCGAUAUACACGUUCGUUUUCAUCAAGGUGUUGUUGAUGCGUUUGAGCUUCAUCAAAGAUUACAAGGAAGCAAUAAUUAUCGUCUCGUGUCUUCUGACUGUAAUAAUAGCACCUUUGGCGUUGAUCGGUUUCUCGAUAUUCGUGUUGUACAGAAGCCUAAUCGAAUGGAUCUUGAAGCGCAUCUACGGAGAAGAUUACUUAGGAAUAAUGGAAGGCAUCGACAGUAUAAGUUGUAUCUGCGUUAACUGCAAUCCGUUUCUCGUGGCCUUGGUCGAUUUCGAUGGAGAAUUGGACGAACUGAAGACUUUGCUGCACGAUCAAAUCGGUCAGCUGAUGAAAACGCAGCAUCAGAGGUUGUUCUGCCUGCGCGCAUCCUUCCUCGGUUACCACUAUUUCUACAAGUACAACUUGAAACCGGAAGAUCUGAUUUCGGUGAUGAAACAUACCGGAGUUGGCGUGAUGAACAAACGGCAGUUCUCUGAAACGCUUUCCGUUUACGACGAGAAGCCGAUGCCAAUGAACGACAGGGCUCUGUUUCAAAUUCUCUUGUGUCCAGAGAGGAUCGAAGUCGAUGGUAAUAAGGUCGUUCCCAUUAUGUAUCGUGUCCAUCACUGCGUGGCGGAUGGGAAAUCUCUUCUGCAUUUAUUCAGCGGCGUUUUGGCCGACAACAAGAACGGAUCCAUCAAAGCGCCGCAGAAACCGAUUCAGCAAGUCGAGUCCAGGAAGAUCGAUGUGGGUAGAGCAGUGCAGUUCAUGAAGGACGUGCAUAUUGCAGAGUUACCUUUCACGCAGUUCGACGAUAACUGCUUGAGGGGACUCAAUUUGGUGGAAAGCAAACAUUUUGUUUGGUUCGCGGAAUCGCAACCCGUUUACUUGCAGAAGAUCAAGAAGCUGAGGAAAACUCUCAGCGGUGUCGCAUUCCUCGACAUCAUCAACACCUGCCUUGCCUCCAGUUUACACGAUCAUUACCAGAAAUCUGGUAAACCGAUGCCGAAAGACGUGAUCGGAGGCAUCGUUCUAUCGCCGGAAACGUCUAAUUCCUACAUGACUUACGGAAGCCAAGAGUUCACUCUUCAGAACAGAUUCACCGCCAGCGGCGUCCGAUUACCGAUCAACAUCGACGGCGAGACAGGAAAUAAAUUGUUGACGAGAUUGCGUUUAGUUAAACGGCAAUACGACGCAAUCAAAAAAGCCUUCGACGUUCAAUUCAGUUAUUGGGUAACCCAGAAUAUCGUCAGCUCGAUUCCGUGGCCAUUCUCCAAAUGGUUGGCCUAUAAACUGCAGAUCACUGUGGGAAUCAGCAGUCUUCCGGGCUGUGACUACUUCACCUUCUUCAAAGGACACGACGUCAAAGAGUUCAUUCUGUGUCCACCAAAUUCUCCCGGAACAGGUCUGCAUAUAAUCAUCUACACGUACGGGGGAAACUUGAAGUUAUCUAUGAGCGUCGAUAAGAGCAUUAUUCCUAAUCGUGAAGAUGCCCAAGAGAUUAUUGAUAAGAUCGUUUAUUACGUCGAUGAAUUGACGAAAGCCUGCGAAGAAACCACAAACAUCAUACUUUAAUUCUAGUAUUAAACGAUAGUUUUUACCAUUACCUUGGUAAAUUAUAAAUACCAAAGUAAUGGAACAUGUACAUGAUAUAAUGUUAA